AAAAACUACUUUCUUACGAUUACAAGGUUCAUUUGAAUAUGAAAUUCAAUCCUGGAAAUACAGCAUCCCACUUUUUUUUACUACUCAAGGUUUCGAUAUAUUUCGAAAUCGAGAAAUUUCUACUGGGGCGGGUGCUAUCCGAGAACAAUUAGCCGAUUUAGAUUUGCGAAUUAUUAUAGAAAAUUCGUUGGUAGAAUGGAAACAAUUAGGAGAAGAAGGUCCCACGGGGAAUGAAUGGGAAGAUCGAAAAAUUGUAAGAAGAAAAGAUUUUUUAGUUAGACGUAUGGAAUUAGCUAAGCAUUUUAUUCGAACAAAUAUAGAACCGGAAUGGAUGGUUUUAUGUCUCUUACCGGUUCUGCCUCCCGAGUUAAGACCCAUCAUUCAGAUAGAAGGGGGUAAACUGAUGAGUUCAGAUAUUAAUGAACUCUAUAGAAGAGUUAUCUAUCGGAACAAUACUCUUACUGAUCUAUUAACAACAAGUAGAUCUACACCAGGAAAAUUAGUAAUGUGUCAGGAAAAAUUGGUACAAGAAGCCGUGGAUACACUUCUUGAUAAUGGAAUCCGUGGACAACCCAUGAGGGAUGGUCAUAAUAAGGUUUACAAGUCAUUUUCAGAUGUAAUUGAAGGAAAAGAGGGAAGAUUUCGCGAGACUCUGCUUGGCAAACGGGUCGAUUAUUCGGGGCGUUCGGUGAUUGUCGUUGGACCCUCACUUUCAUUACAUCGCUGUGGAUUGCCUCGCGAAAUAGCAAUAGAGCUCUUCCAGACAUUUGUAAUUCGUGGUCUAAUUAGACAACAUCUGGCUUCGAACAUAGGAGUUGCUAAGAGUCAAAUUCGUGAAAAAAGCCCAUUGUUUGGGAAAUCCUUCAAGAAGUUAUGCAGGGGCAUCCCGUAUUACUGAAUAGAGCACCUACUCUACAUAGAUUAGGCAUACAGUCAUUCCAACCCAUUUUAGUGGAAGGACGC
Raphanus sativus (radish) is the source of this 963-nucleotide messenger RNA. Its product is annotated as DNA-directed RNA polymerase subunit beta'-like. The transcript has a single exon. The record is from RefSeq and is a predicted model, not a curated record. NCBI's taxonomy places the organism in Eukaryota, Viridiplantae, Streptophyta, Magnoliopsida, Brassicales, Brassicaceae. Gene Ontology annotation, molecular function: DNA-directed RNA polymerase activity; DNA binding. Gene Ontology annotation, biological process: DNA-templated transcription. Bases 284 to 898 code for a protein of 204 amino acids.